This is a messenger RNA of Vespa mandarinia (Asian giant hornet), 1383 nucleotides long. RefSeq names its product NPC intracellular cholesterol transporter 2 homolog a. Gene Ontology annotation, molecular function: sterol binding. Gene Ontology annotation, biological process: intracellular cholesterol transport. The record is from RefSeq and is a predicted model, not a curated record. Lineage: Eukaryota; Metazoa; Arthropoda; Insecta; Hymenoptera; Vespidae.
UAUCGAUAUGUUCGUAUGAAAUCGUAAGAAUCAAUAUGAUUCGCCAAUAUUAUAUCUAUUUGCAUACUCUGCAGGAAACCAAACCAAUUAUCGUUACAAUAGCAUUAUCCUACUUAUCUCAUUUGUAUAUAAUCCAAUGUUCAUAUAUGACAGAGACAAUAUAUAGUUAUGUUGAUUCAUAAGUCAUCUUUAUCUUCUUUUUUUCUAUGUGUAGACAUACACAGACAUACACACAAACAAGAACUACAUAAAAUUUCAUGGUAAUUUGAUAAGGAUGGUUUUGUCGUAAUUUGAUAAGGAAAUACGUAUUAUCUUUGUAAAAUUAUUUGUUUCUUUUUUAACAAAAAUAGAAACAAGAAGUUACGUUGAAGUGAUAUAAUUAGAGGUGAAAUGUUUACAAAAUAAAAAAUAAAAACUCACGAAGAGCAACUAAUCAUUACAGAGGCGCUUCACUUUCGUUCCAUCUCUACGUCUUCCCGCCCCCAUGGCCUCUUCUAUACCUAAGUACCAUCACUCUGUGUCUUUCUCAACGAUCAGUGUUAAUCAGCGCGGGAACGCCGAAGAAGCAACAACAAGAUGAUUCGUUGGAUCUUUCUCUGCACGUUUCUUUUUGUUUCUGGUGUCAUUGAGCUUUCUUAUGCUGUCGAAUUCCUGGAUUGUGGUUCUAAGAUUGGACAUUUCACAAAAAUUACCGUUUCUAAUUGUGAUACUUCCAAAGCAGCAUGUGAAUUCGUUCGAAAUACUAAUGCAACUCUAAUUAUAGACUUUAUACCAUCUCAGGAUGUUUCAGAAGUAGAAGCAGUUGUUCAUGGUAUAAUUGCAGAUGUGCCAAUACCAUUUCCUUUACCACAUCCUAAUGUAUGUACAAAUGCUGAAUCUAAUAUACAGUGUCCUUUGAAAAAGGAUACUCAAUAUACUUAUAAAGCUGUUUUACCAGUCGAUCCAAAGUAUCCUAGGUUGUCUGUUACAGUUAAGUGGGAACUUCAAAAUAAGAAUAAAGAGGAUAUUAUUUGUGUUAAAAUACCAGUAAAAAUUAAAUAGAAACCUCAUAUAUGUGAAUAUGAUUAUUUUUACUUGUAAUUAUUUACUAUUUUCAAUUAAUUAUGUUCUUAAUGAUAUUGGUCUGUAAUUAUUAUAAGUAUAAUUGAUUUAUAAAAAUUAAAAUUAUGAAAUAAUCCUUAGUUAAUGUUUAUUAUGCCUAUAUUUCGAUAAAUCUGGCAUAUGGAAGUAUUUCUUGGUAUGUUAUGAAAAUUUGUAAAAAUUAACAAACUGGUAAGAAAAGUUCAUCGAAAAUAUUAUUUAUAUUUCUUUAUGAUUUAUCGAUGACAGUAGUAAAGAUGUAUUUAAAAGCUUAGUAAAUAAAAGAUUGUUACAUGUAGAAUA